This is a messenger RNA of Fusarium odoratissimum NRRL 54006, 1824 nucleotides long. RefSeq lists its product as uncharacterized. Gene Ontology annotation, molecular function: alpha-L-fucosidase activity. Gene Ontology annotation, cellular component: lysosome. Gene Ontology annotation, biological process: fucose metabolic process; glycoside catabolic process. NCBI's taxonomy places the organism in Eukaryota, Fungi, Ascomycota, Sordariomycetes, Hypocreales, Nectriaceae. The record is from RefSeq and is a predicted model, not a curated record. The transcript is spliced from 6 exons. Bases 1 to 1824 code for a protein of 607 amino acids.
AUGCAUAUAAGCCUUCUUUCCCACCUCGGCACGGCCCUUUGUCUAGGAACGGCGUCUGUAAGAGCGCUUUCUUUAAAUCAAGAUAAAAGAGCCACAAGCCCAGCUUCUCUCGAAAUUGGAAGUCCUGUUCUUACCUCCAAGUGGCUUGAAGGCAGUGACUAUGAGCAAAUAGUUGAGUUUUUCAUUACCAAUUCAGAUGGAAAUAACACUUUGACCUGGGCAGAUCAGCUGCGCGUCAUCGUUGAGUCCUCUUCCUUAGAGACUACCACUCCCGGCACCCUGCUUCGCUUGGGACCAAAGCAAAGCGCUGUUGUCCAGGUCGGUGUUAAAAACAAGGCGGGAGUAAAAGCCGGAACACAAUGUGAUGCAACGGCUGUUGUGACCUGGGGCCCUAAACAGGACCCGAAGAAGUCGAGCAAGGACUUUUCUGGCCAAUGCGGUAUUGGUGAUUACGAGGCUUCGGAGAGCAGCCUCGAGCAUCACUGGAACCCAGAUUGGUUCCACGAGAUCAAAUACGGUAUUUUUAUCCACUGGGGGCUUUAUUCCAUCCCGGCCUUUGGAAAUCGACCGGGGCCGAAGCAAGAUUAUGCUGAGUGGUACGGUUAUCGCAUGACUCAACCAGACUUUCCGUCCGAAACCUACCAAUACCAUCGUGAUACAUACGGCGAAAACUUCAACUACGACAACUUCGUGUCUAAUUUCACCGGCGCCAACUUUGAUGCCGAGGGUUGGAUGAACUUGGUUGCUAAUGCGGGAGCGCAGUAUGUCGUACCUGUUACAAAACAUCAUGAUGGGUGGGCGCUGUUCGACUUCCCCGAGUCUGUCAGUAAGCGCUCAACUGUUCACUACGGCCCGAAGCGAGACUUCGUCAAAGAGCUUCUCGACGUUGCCAAAGCCAAACACCCAAAGAUCCGCCGGGGCACGUACUUCAGUAUGCCGGAGUGGUUCAAUCCAGCUUAUGUUAAAUAUGCCUGGGACCAACACUACAAAGAGAUUUACUGGGGUCGUCCGCCUACCAAUCCUUAUACCAACAAGAGCAUCGAAUACACUGGCUACGUCGAAGUCGAUGACUUUAUCAACGACAUUCAAAGCCCACAGAUAGAGGCCCUGUUCUACGAUUAUGACAUCGAGAUGCUAUGGUGCGACAUCGGGGGUCCGAACAAGGCCCCAGAUGUCCUUGCGCCCUGGCUCAACUGGGCUCGUGACCAGGGCAGGCAAGUCACUUUCAACGAUCGCUGCGGAGCUGCUGGAGAUUACAGCACCCCGGAGUACUCUGGCAUCUCCUUCAACCCAAGGAAAUUCGAGAGCAAUCGUGGCCUCGAUCCUUUCUCGUUCGGAUACAACUACUUGACAACAGAUGAUGAAUACCUCUCAGGUGAGGAAAUCGUCAAAACUUUGGUGGACAAUGUCGUCAACAACGGGAAUUUUCUGCUCAAUAUGGGCCCCAAGGGUGAUGGAACCAUUCCGAAGCAGCAACAACUCAAUCUUUUAGACGCUGGAGAAUGGAUUAAGGCCCACGGUGAGGGAAUCUUUGGCACCAGAUACUGGCCAACUGCUCAAACGUCUGGGUCACUCCGUUUUGCGAUGAAGCCAGAUGCAUUUUACAUCCACCAUGUUGGUAAACCAUCUUCCCAACUGGUCGUCAAAGAGCCUGUGCCUUGGGUCGAGGGCGAUGAAGUGACUGCUGUGGGUGGGAGUGCUCAUGGCACAGUUCUUCAGGCCACCAGAAAGGAUGGAUCGUUGUUGGUACAAAUGCCCGACAAGGUCGUCCAGGGAGACAAGUACAUCUGGACAAUCAAGAUUGCAUAUAGUACUGGGAAAUAA